Messenger RNA from Gekko japonicus, 1856 nucleotides. RefSeq lists its product as uncharacterized. Lineage: Eukaryota; Metazoa; Chordata; Lepidosauria; Squamata; Gekkonidae. Gene Ontology annotation, biological process: SCF-dependent proteasomal ubiquitin-dependent protein catabolic process. The transcript has 3 exons. Bases 1 to 1653 code for a protein of 550 amino acids. Gene Ontology annotation, cellular component: SCF ubiquitin ligase complex. The record is from RefSeq and is a predicted model, not a curated record.
AUGGGGGUGGCUGCGGCUGUCUUCUCCGCGGAGGAGGAGGCGAGCGAGCGAGGGAGGCAGGGAGAAAGUCUCCACGUGGGGCUGCCUGGUGAGGACGGAAGCCGGGCUUGCCUCGGGGAAGCCAGCGGCCCCAGUAAACGCCAGGCAGCACCGCCAUCGCACAGAUCAUCUCCGUGCGCUGCCUCCCUGGGCCAGGAGCUGCUGCAGCUGAUGGGAAGCAGCCGCCGGCUGACCCGGCCCAUGCUCCACCUGCUGCUGGUGCCCCACCUGACGGAGCUGAGCCUGCGCACCUGUCCCCACCUGGUCAGCACCGCCAUCGCACAGAUCAUCUCCGUGCGCUGCAAGAGCCUGUCCUCCCUGGAUCUCCACGGCUGCAGCCGGAUCCCCUCGGCCAUCCUGGUGGACCUGCUGGAAGGCCUGCCGAGCCUCACCAAGCUGAGCCUGUCCGAAACGCAGAGCGACACCCGGGUCCUGUCGGCCGUGGGCAGCACCUGCAGGCGCCUCCGCGAGCUGGCCGUCUCGAACUGCAAGCGGCUCUCCGCGGCCUCCCUCCUCCACCUGGCCUACGAUCCCUGCGCAGGGUCCUUCUGCUGCCCGAGGCUGCAGGCGCUCUGGGCGGAAGGGCUGGAGCCUCCCACGGGCAGCCAGGUCUUGGUCCGGGCUCUCGCCUUCCUGCUGCUGGCUCUGCCCGGCCUGAGGUCCUUGGGCCAUCGCCUGGCCUCCGAGGCGGUUGCUCUGAUCCACGCCCAGCAGUUUGACGGGGCUCAGCUUGCCCCGGGGUUUCCCUCCCUGGAGGAGCUGGUGGGGGGCAGGGGGCCCGCCCACGUAGCCCAGGAGCCCUGCAGGGCCACGCUGCCCCUCAAGUGCCUGGCCGAGGUGAGGGAGCCCCUCUUGCCUGCUGUCGCUGCCACGUGUCCAGACUUGGAGGAGGUGGUGGUGGUGCUCCUGGACGACAGCCCCAGGUUGGGUCACGGAUUCCGGUCGUGGAAGACCCUCACCCGCCUGACUCUGGAUUGCGAGGAAAACACUAGCCUGGGGGAGCUCGUGCGGGAGAUGGCGGGCCUUGGGGCGCAGCUCCACUCCCUCUCACUGGGCGGCUUCUCCUUGGAAGAGGAGGCGACCUUCCACGCGCUGCUGAGCUGCUGCCCGGCUCUCCGGACAUUCAGCGCUUCCCUCACGCCUCCAGUGGCCUGGGGGGCCGAGGGGCGGCAGCCAGCUGGUGAGGCCUUGCAGGGGGCUGCCAGCCUCAGGCCUCUGGAACUCCCCCAGCUACGGGCUUUCAGCCUGCUCCUCGCCCCCUGUGACUCCUCCUCGCCUCCCCCCAAGGCCGUGGUGAUGCAGGCGAGCCUCGUGUCCCUGCUGCGGGGCUCCCCCCGCCUGGAAACCUUGGCCGUGGUCUGCCUGCCAUUCUCCUUGGACGAGGUCUUUGCGGGGGUGCUGGAGCCCCCGGGGGCAGCCCUGAGGCACCUGCAGAGGCUCUCGCUGUCCCAGAGCGACAUCUCUCCCAGCACCAUCCACCGGCUGCUGGCUUCAGACAACCAGCUGAGCCAUAUCGGCCUGGAGGGCUGCCCGGGCAUCCACCGCCGGCACCACUCAGAGUUGCUCCGGGUGGUCAGUCAGCAGGGCCUGGACGUGGACAUCACCUGGGACUGAGAAGGCCGCCUGCCUGACCUGUCUCACCUCUGGGCGGAGGGGCAACUCCACUCUUUGGGCCCGGGCCCAGGUUGCUGCAGGUGGUUUCUCUUGAGGACCAAAUGUGGGGCUCAAACUACCACAGUGGAAUGAAGAAGAAAAAACUGGAUUUAUUCCCCAUGCCCUUCGCUCGGAGCCUCAGAGCAGCUGACAAACUCCUUUCC